UCAUCAUCUGCGACGGCGGCGGCCACUUAUAAACCCUCAGGGCGCGCGCCCUGCCGCUCAGUCUCCGCGCCGCGCGCCUCCUCCGGCCGCCGCAGCCGCGCUCGCCACCUUCCCGCCCGGCCGCAGCAGCCCGAGGCGCCGCGGCUCCUGCCCGCCCGGCCCGCCGCCCGCCACCAUGGGGCUCUUGCCCAAGCUCGGCGCGCCCCAGGGCAGCGACGCCUCCUCCUCGGGCCGAGCCGGCCGCUGUCCCCGCUCUGUCUUCGGCAACAUUAAGGUGUUCGUGCUCUGCCAUGGCCUCUUGCAGCUCUGCCAGCUCCUGUACAGCGCCUACUUCAAGAGCAGCCUCACCACCAUCGAGAAGCGCUUCGGGCUCUCCAGUUCUUCCUCGGGUCUCAUUUCCAGCUUGAAUGAGAUCAGCAAUGCCAUCCUCAUCGUCUUUGUCAGCUACUUUGGCAGCCGGGUGCACCGUCCACGGCUGAUUGGCAUUGGGGGUCUCUUCCUGGCCAUGGGGGCCUUCAUCCUCACCCUCCCACACUUCCUCUCGGAGCCCUACCAGUACACCUCAGUCGCUGUUGGGAACAGCAGCCGUCUCCAGGCCGAGCUCUGUCAGAAGCAUUGGCAGGAUGUGCCCCUCAGUAAGUGCCACAACACCACCCAGGAACCCCGGAAGGAGACCAGCAGCAUGUGGGGCCUGAUGGUGGUCGCCCAGCUACUGGCUGGGAUCGGGACAGUGCCCAUUCAGCCAUUUGGGAUCUCCUACGUGGAUGACUUUUCAGAGCCCAACAACUCACCUCUGUACAUCUCCAUCUUAUUUGCCAUCUCUGUAUUUGGACCGGCUUUCGGGUACCUGCUGGGCUCUGUCAUGCUGCAGAUCUUUGUGGACUAUGGCAGGGUCAACAUAGCCACAGUUAACUUGAGCCCGGGUGAUCCCCGAUGGAUUGGAGCCUGGUGGCUAGGCCUGCUCAUUUCUUCAGCCUUCUUGGUUCUCACCUCUUUCCCCUUUUUUUUCUUUCCUCGAACAAUGUCCAGAGGGGUGGAGCAGUCUCCUGCCGUGGUGGACGAAGCAAGGAAGAUGGAAGAGGCUAAGCCGAGAGGCUCCCUGGUGCAUUUCAUUAAACGGUUUCCCCGCAUCUUCCUGAGGCUCCUGAUGAACCCGCUCUUCAUGCUGGUGGUCCUGGCCCAGUGCACCUUCUCCUCUGUCAUUGCCGGCCUCUCCACGUUCCUCAACAAGUUCUUGGAGAAGCAGUAUGGCGCCUCAGCAUCCUAUGCCAACUUCCUCAUCGGUGCUGUAAACCUCCCCGCUGCGGCCCUGGGGAUGCUGUUUGGAGGGAUCCUCAUGAAGCGUUUUGUUUUCUCUCUGCAAACCAUCCCGCGCGUGGCUGCCACCAUCAUUACCAUCUCCACCAUCCUCUGUACCCCUCUCUUCUUCAUGGGAUGCUCCACCCCAGUCGUGGCUGAGGUCUACCCGCCCAGCACAUCCAGUUCUAUACAUCCGCAGCCGCCUGCCUGCCGCAGGGACUGCUCGUGCCCGGAUUCUAUCUUCCACCCGGUCUGUGGAGACAAUGGAGUAGAGUACCUCUCCCCUUGCCACGCAGGCUGCAGUGACAUUAACGUGAGCUCUGCAGACGCCAAGCAAACGACCUAUUUGAACUGCAGCUGUGUGACUGGCGGAUCUGCAUCAGCCAAGUCGGGGUCGUGCCCCAUGCCCUGCGCCCACUUCCUGCUCCCAGCAACCUUCCUCAUCUCUUUUGCAGCCCUGAUAGCCUGCAUUUCCCACAACCCCCUCUACAUGAUGGUUCUGCGUGUGGUGAACCAGGAAGAAAAGUCAUUUGCCAUUGGGGUACAGUUCUUACUGAUGCGCUUGCUGGCCUGGCUGCCAUCUCCAGCCUUCUACGGCCUCACCAUCGACUACUCCUGCAUCCGGUGGAACUUGCAGUGCUUGGGGAGGCGAGGGGCUUGCAUCUACUAUGACAGUGACACUCUCCGAGACAGCUACCUGGGCCUGCAGGUGGGCUACAAGGUGCUGGGCGUGCUGCUGCUCUUCCUCAUCAGCUGGAGGGUGAAGAAGAACAAGGAGUACGACGUGCAGGAGAAGGCUGCCGGCCUCAUCUGACCCCGGCCUCAUCUGACCCCGGCCUCAUCUGACCCCGGCCAGCGCCGCCUGCUCCACGCCUGCCUGUGCCCACUCAUGCCAACACCUCGGCUCCUAUUGGCUUUUGAAUAUGAAAGACAACCCCAGUCACCAUUUACCUUCCCUUCCUCCCUCUCGUAAAGUCCCCACAUGGUUCCUGAGGGCUGCCCUGCCUGUGGGUUGAUGGGCCGGAGCUGGAGGGCUGGGUCUUUCUGGCCCCUUGGAAGGAUCCUCCACCUGCCCAGGCUCUCCUCAGUGCUGGUCCCCAACUAAGGCGGUCCCUGCCCUUCACCAGCCCUGGGGGGGGCAGGAGGUCCUAAGUGGAGAGAGGAGAAGGGUCUCUGCCCUCCUUGCCAGGCAGCCCAGCUCUCCCUCUGACUGCCCAUACUCUGCAAAGAAGAUGGGUGCGAGGAGGAAGGGGUGGCUGAGUUACCAGUAGCCAGAGCCAGACUGGGGAGAGGGAUGCCUGCUGUGGCCCCCUUUGCAUCUGGGUUUGGCAUCAACAUAGAAGCCAGUGGGGGCAGGCUCUCCUCCCCCUCGGAUCCUCGCGUCCUGCCCCUAGAGACAAUUUUGGAAGCUGUCAUGUUGAGAAGUCCGGCCCCCUCUUCAUUACCCACACGCAGGCACCAGAGCAGGGAAUAAGAACCCCAAGGAUGGGUCAUCCAAAUGCUGUUCCCGUGAACCCUAGACCUUUCUGUCCUUGGAUCUGCACAUGUUUACCUCUGUCCUUCCGGGGGUACAUUUCAAACUGAGAAGGCCACAGCAUAGGGAAGACCCAAGGAGGGGCUGUGACAUGGUCAUGAUGCCCAGCCUCCCACCCCCAUCUCAGUGGGACAGGACCCCACAUCUCAGAGUAAAGGGAAGACCCUCCCCACGCUUCCCUGUCUGGACUUCAGCUUGUACACUGAGGAGUAGCGAGAGGCAGUCUGCGAUGUCAGCAGGCAGGUGAUGAAGUGAGUGAUCUCAACUGUCACCAACCUGGAUGGCGAGCUGCAGCCCACAGACCGAGGCCAGCAAGGAGGACUUCCUGGUUUCAAACUUGCUUAUUUCAUCAACAUUUGCUCAGCCUCUUCCCACUAUUUCCAGGGAGGUGGGUGCCUAGGUUAUGAGACACUGUUGCUGUGUGACAGAGGUUCAGAGUUAGAAGCCAAUGAAGGAGGCCUUUCAUCAACAAAUAUCCUAUUUAUUGGAGACUGACUUUGUGCAAGGCAGUGCCAGUAUGUGGUUCUCCACUGAGCCUCCCUCAGAUCUUACCUUGCCUCUCUGCAUUUACAAUAGGGCCUCCUCCCAGACUGUGCUCGGUGGGCAGCGUGGGACUGGGGGCAGGCACAGCAAGAACCAGAGACUGUCAAAAGGGACCCUUACCUGACCAUUUAUGGCCCCACCAGACUGACUCUGCACCUGGCUCUUUGCCAGGCAAAGACCUGACUAACUAUGUCCUCUGGAGCAACUGGGCAUUGGUCAUUGCCAUAUACAACCCUCAAGUGCCAGUUGUCAUGGAGGACCCCCUCCAGAAGCAUACUAGAAGCGACCUCUGGAAAGGCCUUGUAUGGUGAUAAGCCAAAAAAUCUAUGUCAAUGGCCAAACUACCAUGAGACUUAGGUCUCUGUGGAAGGCACUGUUACAGACAGCCUUAUUUCCAAAGCCACCAGCCUUAUUUCCAAGGAUCUCACUCAGGAAGGGAGGCUCCAUGCAACCUCAGGGGCCAGUUUCAGCAUUUGCAAUGGUUCUGCUUGGAAAAUGAUUCCCUGCAACUAACCUUGGUCUUUCUCGCUAUGAUUUAACCAAAUUCUGAAGGCACUUCCUUCAGCUGAACUCAAGGACAGUGAAUGCCAACCUUCAGAUUCUGGAAGAUUGUUGUCUUCCCAAACCUUUAUUCUAUUAUGAUAUUGCUAUUAAUAUAAUUUUGC
Molecule: messenger RNA, 4041 nt
Organism: Cynocephalus volans (Philippine flying lemur)
Lineage: Eukaryota; Metazoa; Chordata; Mammalia; Dermoptera; Cynocephalidae
Gene: SLCO2A1
Product: solute carrier organic anion transporter family member 2A1
Exons: 14
Coding region: 176-2113 (645 amino acids)
Biological process (GO): transmembrane transport; prostaglandin transport; sodium-independent organic anion transport
Cellular component (GO): plasma membrane
Molecular function (GO): prostaglandin transmembrane transporter activity; protein binding
Source: RefSeq, a predicted model, not a curated record